Vollenhovia emeryi is the source of this 5314-nucleotide messenger RNA. Its product is annotated as zinc finger CCCH domain-containing protein 13-like. NCBI's taxonomy places the organism in Eukaryota, Metazoa, Arthropoda, Insecta, Hymenoptera, Formicidae. Bases 271 to 4488 code for a protein of 1405 amino acids. Gene Ontology annotation, cellular component: RNA N6-methyladenosine methyltransferase complex. Gene Ontology annotation, molecular function: metal ion binding. The record is from RefSeq and is a predicted model, not a curated record. The transcript is spliced from 10 exons.
CGCGGCGGAGUUCUCGCCAGUUCUCGCGUUCGGGGCGGGCAAAGUGAUCGCGAGUCGACGGGGAAAGUACGGCCGGGGGAAGGGGACACGCGACCGUCCACGGUCGGCGAGACUGGCGAGCCGGGGCGCGGAGAGAUGCCCGGCUGUUCUCGCGCGUAUCCCGCACCGAGCUCGCCGAGUCGCGCGACGGUUUUGCACGGCACGUGAACGCCUGCACGCUCGCAGUUAUGCGCUUCCAUUGUGAGAAUACAAGUGCUUUAUGGUGAUAAUAUGUCAAAGCCAAACAUAAGGAAGAUAACGGCUGACCCUACGAAAUGUAAUACAGACUCUUCACGACGGCCGAGUGUGUUUGAGAGGUUGGGCACCAAACCAGCGAUCGUCGCCGCCGCCGUCGCCGCCGCCGCCGCCGCCGCCGCUCAGAAUACAUCGGACUACUGCAGAAAUUGGGCCCUCAACGGCAGUUGUUCCUACGGAAAGGGUUGCAAAUACGCAAGCACACACACGUUGAUAAGCCCAUCCAAGCGUGCUAAGAAAGAUAAUGCGAUCGCAGGUACAUCUGGGCUCAUUGAGGAUCCUUUCAAACGACUCACAUCGAAGAUCGUGAAAAAGGCAUCGCACAGCCCGGACUUAAACAUAGAAGAGUGGAAUCAGACAGAUCUCGAGUACGAGGACGAGAAGGUGUUGGAGAGACGGCGGCAAUUGUUACAACGGGAACUGGAAUUACAAAUGAAGAAAGACAAAGAGGUACAUGGCAAGGAUAAAGUAAGGCAGAAGAAGAAAGCGAUGAGCUCCUCCUCUAGUUCGCGCACAUCCAGCACGUCUAGCAGCAGCAGCAGCUCCAGCAGCGAGGACUCGUCUUCCACGUCGACGUCGGACUCGCACAAGAAAGUCAAAAAGAUCAAGUCCAAGAGACAUCACACUAUCUCCGCCGAUUACAGCGAGGAUAAGGACAGGAAGAGAAAAUUGAAGCUCAAGAGACUAGGAACGAGAAACGACAAAGCGGUGAACAAGAAGAAACGCAAGCUCGAGAACAAUUCCACGAAGAAGGACCUUGUCACGAGAUCGGUCAAGAAGUAUGGUUCGUCAUCUGUGCCCAGGAAGCAUACCAGCGCGUUGCGCGCUAGAUCACCCGCGAUACAACAGGGACCUACGAGCGGAGUCACGUCUACGACGAGCACGACGUUGGGCUCGCAGGUUUCUGUGGCGCAUCACGCGUCGUCGUCCAACAAGAUCCGGGAAAGAAACAGGAGCGAAUCGCCGAAAGCGGUAAAGAGUGGUCGAGAAGUAGACAAGGAGGACGGCAAGCAUUACAAGAAGGUGCGCGACUUGGACGAGUGUCCGUCCAAGGACGCUGCCAAAUGCAAGUCAUUCGAUAAAAUCAAGGAGCAGCAGGAGAAAGAGAAGAGCCGCGCUAUUGACGACAAGACCAAGUCGGACGAUCGGUUGAGAUCCAAGUGCAAGGACAAGGACGUGCGUUCGCGCACGCCGCCGCCGCCGUUGUCAUCGGACCGCUCAUCCAAGUACCAGCACGUCAAAGAGAGCGCGUCGUCAAAGACGCAACGCAGCCGAACGCCAUCGAGGACGAGGCGCGAUCUUACCCCGGCGAAGAAUCCGGAGAAACAGAGCAACUCGUCGAAUCGCUUGAGGGACGCGGAGAAGAAAGAUCGCGACUCGCACAAGAGGGACAAGAGCAAAGAGCGAGAUGACGCGAGGAAAAACGAGCAGAUGUCUUCUGGCAAGACCAAGCAAACGGUAACUCUGAGUCAGGAUGAGAGCUAUCGGAGGAGCAAGGACAACUUUGACGAGAAGACUUACGGCGGCGACAAAGCGCGGCAGAAGAGCCGCGAGCGCCAGCGCGAGAAGGAUGCGAGAGACGAGCGUCCUUCGAGGUUGACUCGCGAUCAACGCCAGGAGCCACAGCGCGACAAGGACAAGGACGAGUCUCAGGAGCGUUGCCGGAACGAGAGGCAGCGCGAGCGGGAUCGGGACCGGGACCGGGAUCGAGAGAGAGAACGCGAGCGCGACAGGGAGAGGGAUAGGGAUCGCGAGCGAGAACGGGAGCGCGAUCGCGAGCGGGAGAGAGAUCGAGAGAUGCGAGAGCGGGAUCGCGAGCGGGAUCGCGAAAGAGAGAAGCCUAUCAAGUCGCGAGAGAGGGACGUGCCCGCCGCGGUGAUCUCGCCCGCGGCGUUGAGCCUGUCGGCGGACAAAAGUUCGCGUUACGGCGGUAGAAUGAAGGAGCGCUCCCUGGGCAAAGACGUGUCGUUUGAAAAGAGCGGCAGUAAUCGCGAGCGGAGCAGGAACGAGCGCGAACGGGAACGAUCCGAGACGAAGGCUCUCGCCGAGCAGCGGGAACGGAGCUCCACGCAGUCGCGUCUAGACGGGAGGUACGAGAGAGGCGGCGGCGGCGGCGGCGGCGGCGGCGGCGUCGUCGACAAGGAUGUGCCGUCGAGUCGCGGCAAGCCGGCCGUCAACUCGCCCCGGGAUCGCAUGGACCGUUUUCGGGAGACAUCCUUGGAUCGCGCGUCCUUGCACGACAAGAGCGGGCAUGUCGCGGCGUCGUCGAGCGUUCAGUCGUCAACGACGUUACCGCCCAUCGCUCCGGCAUCGUCUUCCUCGUCGGUGGCCGUGACGCCCGCUUUACCUCGCGACCAUCUGAUGGACAUGGCGGACGGCCACUACGACAGGGACCGGCACCGAAGGUUCGGCGUGAGAUACGAACGGGGUCACGCGUCGGAGCACAGCAGCAGGAAGGACCAGGCGCGAAUCGAGUCGAGUCGCGUCCCGAGCAAGAUCGACCGGAUAGUGGAUCGUCGGGACGCGAACAGUCCGCGGCGCGCCAUGGAGGCGGACAGGAAUUUCGGUAGGAACUACGGCAGGGUGUCCGAGCACUGGGACGAGCAGGAGGAGCCGGCCCCGCACGUCGAGUACCGGGAUCACGCUCACAUACACGAGGACGACAGGAGGAAGACCAUCGAGGGCAGAAGGUACGACAGUCCCUUCGAGGAGAGGCGCGUUGCUCGCGACGAGAGGUCCAGAGAGUCGAGAUACGUGAUCCAGACUACGGAACGAGCAUCCUUCGACGAUCACCGUCAUCAUCACCAUCAUCAUCGACAUCCCCUCUACCCCGGCGAUAAAAUAAGAAGUGGUGGGGCCAGUAUUAGAGAUGAAAGUGUUUCUAACGAUAAUUGGGAAGGACAUCAUCGUGAUGUAGAACAUGGCCGAGACCGUGGUUAUCAGACGGUGGAAUGGGAGGAGAGGGAAUGGCGUGCUAGAACGUUAUGGGAAGGCAGAGACAGUCUUCCCCGUUCGGAGAUACACGAUGACGAGUGGAACUCCCGAUACGACAAUUCUGUGAACGACUGGAAGUCCAACGAUGCGCGGAAAUGGGAUAAUCAGAACGUGCACGUUCGGUCGCAUUAUAGGAACGAGCGCUCGAAGGAUUUGGAGCACGGCGAAUCCACGCAACACGGUAAAAGACGAUCGUAUAAUGCGCCGGAAGCAAGAGACGAGCCAGCGAUUCAUCCGGCUGCUAAGCAGGCUGCUAUUUACGGCAGCAUGAAGGAAGAACCUAUCAACAAGAAGCUGAUGGAACUCGCUGAAGGUAGAUUGUGCACGACUACUAGAGAAAAGUCUACGGAUAGUUUUCAAAAGAAGAAUUCGCAAAAGGAUAAACCCGAAAUCAAGGAGCCCGUUGUGGUGGAACCGAAGCGUCCCAUCACCGACGAGUCCCUGCAAACUCUUCAUACUGAAAGCGAUUUGAGCGAUAUUAGCGACGAUCCCGAUGACAUAUUGAAUAUGGAAGAAGAUACCACGGAUUUGGAAAAUAAAACACGGGCAAAUAAGAAAGCACCAGACGCUACGCACCAUGAUGCACAAUCAACUGUACAGGAGCCAGUUCAGUCAUCUUCGAAGGAAUCCGCGGAAGAAACUAUUUUUAGCUCAAAAUCUAAGGACAAUGCCGAUACAGUGUCACUGAAGAAUAUGGAAGAUGACAAUAUAGAGACUAUGGACUUUGAAGAAAUUUCUGACGGCGAGCUGGAGGAGGAUAUUAAAACGAGCGGCAAAGGAUUAGGUGAUGCUUUAGGAGUCGAUUGGGAAUCUCUCGUGAAGGAAACGCAAGCAAGAAGAAUUGUCCCGUCUGACCAAGACUCCGCAGAGAAUCGAUGGCAAUGCAAAGCGAUCUUCUACAGAAUCGGUAUAUCUAAGAAAUAUGCGGGCGAAGAUUUCGUGAAAAAGUUGCUAAAGAAGUAUGAGCAGAAUGAUCAUAAAGAAUUUUUGCUGAAUGAUAUCGCGCUAAAGCACACGGCGCUCGCGCGAAAUCGGUUGCUCCAAGAUUUAGGUAACGGUGCAAUGCAUGCUGUAGAUGAUACUUUAUACAGAAAUAAUAAUACGAGUUAUGACGAAGAUGUCGACUAUGAUUGGGAAACAUUGAAGCCAAGUACUGCCUUGUACGAAGAAGCAAAAGGUUUAUUGCAGCAAGUAAUAUGAAAAAAUAAUGAGACUUGUAUAUAAAGUUAUAAAUGGCCACUGUUUUCUUUAUAUAUAUAAAGAUACUAUACAUAUAAAGUAUAUUAUACAUACAGAAUGGGAUAUGGUACAAGCAGCAGAUGGUUUUAUAAUAAUUUAAAUUAUUUCAUUAAACGGAAUAUUACGUGUGAAGGAGCACCCAAAAGUUUCCGGAAUUUGGUUUUUUAAGCAGUCGUUAAUGCCCCCUUGUAUUAAUAGCUGCUAUUGAGACGAUGAACUUGAAUACACUAGACUGUUGAAGAACUUACAAGUGUAAGUAUUAAUUUUUCAAUUUUCGAAAUUAACGUUUUUGAAAAAUGAAGCUUUGUAUAACCAAUUUUUUAUUUUACUGCCAAAAAUUACAAACAUCCUCUUGCCAAUCGCGCUACCUAUUUUGCCCCACUCUGUAUAUAUGUAUGUAUAUCCUCUUCAAUAAUCUAUUACAUAUUACAACAGAUCUCACCAUGUUGCGACUUGUAAUUAACACGUAGCUAAUUGCUAUUUGAAUGGAAUUUUCGUCUGAACAUUAGCAUUUUUAUUUUAAUGAAGAUCGUCAAUAUAUAAAUCUUCGCAUAUUUUAAAUCUUAUAUAUUACAAUAUGCUACAUAUCACAUAUACAUAUAUUAUAAAUUUUGUAUUAUAAACAAUGUAUAGUUUGUGAAUUUAAGCAUAGAACCAGAUAAUUAGAAUGAAAAUUGUAAUAUAGACGCUUUCUUUGUUAUUGCGCUCUCUUAAUAUAUUAUUAUGUACACCUCCAUUCAGAUAUCAAGUAAAGUAAUAAACGAAGGAGAAUUAUUGUCACCAGUAA